Molecule: messenger RNA, 785 nt
Organism: Brassica rapa (field mustard)
Lineage: Eukaryota; Viridiplantae; Streptophyta; Magnoliopsida; Brassicales; Brassicaceae
Source: RefSeq, a predicted model, not a curated record
AGUCAAAUGAGAUGAGUGUUUUUAUGUUGCAAAUCUUGAUUUCUUGUUAAUGAAGGAAACAAAAAGAACAUCAUGACCUAAUCUUGUCGAUUAAGAGUUGGUGACUUGGUGGUGGUAUCUUCUUCGUCACACCUAACCAUUUAUGAACCCACAUAACAAACGGUGUCGUUUGAGCUCAUCAACAUCAUCUACAUAAUUUAAAGAGAAAAAUACACAUGAAAAAAAAAAGAACUCUCUCCCUCACAUGGCUCUUCCCUUAAACCGCGUUAGAUCGUCGUCUAUCUUCACGUUCACUGUUUCAUUCGUCUUCAUCUUCGCCGGAAAAUCAUUCUCCCAAGGCAUACGACCUUCCGAUCAUGGCCUACAGUACCAGUUCAGCUCACCACCGACUGAAUCUCACUCACCUCCCGGUAUAGUGAUGUCCUUCUUCGGAGAUUCCCAUUCUCCUCCUCCUCAGCUCCUCCCAAAAGCUUCGGAAGCAGACGGCGACGAUGACUCGUGGUGGCGUGACGGAGCCGCGAACAGACGCGAUCACGUGAUGAGGCACGUGUUUCUUGCGGCCAGUAUCAUCUGUGGCGUCUCCGGUGUUGCGCUGCUUGUGGUUUUCACUUUGGUUUACUUCUUUAGGUAUCGCAAAAAAAAUCCAUCGAACUUACCGUGUAACGAUUUAAAGUAGAAAAUUCGAUUUUGAUUUUUUUGAAAUAUGAUUUUUACCUUACGUGUAUAUUACACGAAUUUUUAUUAUUUUUAUUUUAAAAAAAAAACAUAAAGAGCACUUUGCUUUA